Messenger RNA from Uranotaenia lowii, 1712 nucleotides. Its product is annotated as UDP-glycosyltransferase UGT5-like. Gene Ontology annotation, molecular function: UDP-glycosyltransferase activity. The transcript is spliced from 6 exons. Lineage: Eukaryota; Metazoa; Arthropoda; Insecta; Diptera; Culicidae. Bases 99 to 1712 code for a protein of 537 amino acids. The record is from RefSeq and is a predicted model, not a curated record.
AUCGAAAUCCAUCCCAUCGUGCGAUUCCAAAAAUGUUCGAUCGAACCUACGGGAUUGUUGUUGACAUUGCGGACGUGUCUUAGAAUAUUUGUUUGAAGAUGAGAAGGUUUGCGAUUUUUGUAUUUUUAUUGAUUCAGUUGAGUAUCUGUUUGGGCGGGAAGAUAUUGGCCGUAUUCCCUAGUACGAGUAAAACGAACUACAUCUUCGGUCAAGUGCUAUUCGAACAGUUAGCUUCCCGGGGACAUCAGAUUACAGUGGUAAGCCCCUAUGAAGUGCAGUACGAAAGUGAAAAUGUCAAACAAAUCAAACUGACGGGAAUGUUUGCCCACCUUGAAGACUAUGGCAUGAACACGAACAUUUUCACCAAAUGGGACCGAUCAAGCUUCUACGGAAAUAGCCACUUGAUCUACGGGACAGCAGCAAUGGCAGACUUUACUUUGGGUCAUGAGAAAGUUCAAGAGCUUCUUAAAAACACAACAGAGACCUUUGACCUACUUCUGCUAGAUCAAGUUCUCUCCGACAGUCUGCUAGGUUUAGCUGUGCACUAUCAAAUCCCAGCUAUCGUGUACAGUUCAACGGCUGUCAACAAGUUCACCAAUGAAAUGGUGGCCAACCCUCACAACCCGGCCUAUAAUCCCAUCAGCUCCCUGGGAUACUCGGAUCGAAUGACGUUCGAGCAACGAAUGUGGAACACCUUCGUUUCGCUCAGUGAACAGUUCAACUACAAGUACCUGUACCUUCCCUCUCAGGAAGCUGUGUAUCGGAGGCAUUUCGGAUGCCGAAAUCCACCUCCACUGCUGGAUAUAAUCCACAACGUUAGCUUGGUACUGGUCAACUCGAAUCCGAUGAUCACCUACCCGAGGCCGAUGGUCCCUAGCAUGAUUGAGAUCGGAGGUCUUCAUUUGAGGAAGAUUGAGGAUCACGGGAUGUCUGAGGACGUCAUCAACUGGUUGGAAGCAGCCAAGAACGGUGUGAUCUACUUUAGUCUAGGGACCAAUACCAAGUCAACGGAUCUUCCGGCUUACGUCCGGCGAUCUUUCACCGGUGCUUUCGCACAGCUCCCGGGUACCUUGAUCAUGUGGAAGUGGGAAAACAUCACCCUGGAGAAUCAAACCUCAAACGUAAUCAUUGGUCCCUGGAUGCCUCAGCAGGAACUGCUAGCUCAUCCCAAUGUACGACUUCACAUCACCCAUGGGGGUUUGAUGAGUAUGAUGGAGACGGUUCAUUACGGUAAACCUUUCCUAGCGAUCCCUCUGGUCGGGGAUCAGGAUUACUUGGUUGAUCGAGCUGUUAAAGCUGGUUACGGAUUGAAGUUGGACUAUCAGAACAUCACAUCGGAAAUUGUUUUGGAAGCGAUCAAAACUAUCCUGGAAGAUCCAUCAUUCCGGGAAAAUGCCCUCAAGGCGUCGCAACAAUUCCGGGAACAGCCAAUCAAACCCAUGGACAGAGCCAUCUACUACAUUGAAAGCGUACUCAAAGGGAGCUUAAAUGUUUCAAAUCUACGUUCCGGAGCGCUGGAGCUAAAUUUCUGGGAACGGCACAUGGUCGAUGUGGCGUUGUGUUUUGUAGGGCUUUUGCUGCUACCAAUCGUUUUGGUUGCUGGCUUGAUUCAGAUAAUCCUGAGGAAAAGCCACCAGUGUAAGACCAAUGCAAACUUGCAAAAUAAGGACAAGAGUAAGGAUGCCAACAGGAGAAAUAAAAAGACUAACUAA